GGUUAGGCAACUUUCUUCAGCUGACGAGUGAGUGCUAAGCAGUUUUUAGUGGGAGGGUUUGGGUGAUUUCUGACCAAAUGCCAUACGCAGUCAGCAGGCUGCACUCAGCUAUUCUGGCAUCCCCACAAGGCCUGUUAAAGCCAGUGGGAUUUAAGCUAUUCUGCCUUAUCUCUGCUUAAAUACUGCAUGGUCCCUGGGGGGAAGGGGAGGCCUUCAGGUUUCUCCUUCCUGGAUGCUGAAUACUGGGUAUUUUGUGACAUGGGUAUGUAUUACCGUGUUACUGUUUCAUACCCUUGAUGAUGUGAGGAAGAGAGAUGAAGCUAUGAUAAAGUGGCCUGCGGAACUGCAAACCUGGUAUAAUUGCUUCAAAAGUCCUUUGACGUGUAUAAGGAGUGCUGAAGAGGUUCUUCUGUCGAUGCCUUUGGGGAAUUGCCUUUGAUGGAAACUUGUUAGUACUAGCUCUGAAUUCACGCUGGCGUUGGCUAUAAGGAAUUUUGGUGUCUGACAUGCUUUUGUAGGAGUCCUUUAGCCUGGAUGUUUUAUAAAGAAAUAGUAAUGUAGCAUCCUCUUGUCAGUUUUGGCAUCUCUAAUGCCAUGCUUUUCUCUCCAGAUGAGUGCUUGAGUCAGCUUUUGUAUGGCAUCUUCUCUGCUUUGGGAGCUGUGAAACUGGCAUUCGCUCCUCAGGUCUUGCAUGUCCUGAGGUGCCUCAGUUCUGCUGCUCUCCAGAAGCUUCUGUGCUCUUGCGUGUCAGAAAAGGGGUAUGACUUGCCUCAUCUGGCUAGACAGCAAGGAGAAAAAUACACAGUACAGGCUAGUUAGUGGUGGAAGAAAUAGGUAAAUUAAAACAGGAAGGGGGAAAUACUGGACAUGUACAGAAUGGAAGAAAUUGUGCUAGCAGUGGGCUUGGGCAUGGCAAGUCACUCCUGAGUACGAAAGUCACAGGCCUGUGACAGAACUGAUCUGCUCUGGCUGUGGCACCUGGUAGGACGUGCACUCGCAGCAGGAAGAGCCAGCUGGAGGGGGAUGCUAUUCUGUUGGAGCUGGAGCAGUAAUAUGAAAAAGGGGAAAGUUUUGUGACACUCAGACAUGAACAGGCAAACUUUGAACUAUUGAAGAAUCAUGAUUGUCUUUUAGUUGGUACCACCUUUGUCACUGAGUUCACUAUGUGCUGAUGUAGCAUCUCACCUUUCUGAAUGCUGACUAUAAUGUUUAUUGGUAUUUAUUAGCAGUAAAAAAAAACCAACCAAACUUGUAGUUGACAUGUCUGUUCUUGGCCUUCUGCUUCUGGUCAGUGGGUGGGCGGCUCUGGGCCAAGUGAGCUGUGCUUUGUUCCCUGAACUGCACUUUUGAUUUGCUCGGCUUGUAAUAGUCUCUCUGGCUGAGGUUGUUGGAGACAGCCAAGGGUGUAAUAUGCUCAGAUCCUUUGAAAUUGUCCCACUGGGAACUUCAGGUUAAUUUGGGCUCGUUCGGGUUGGAAAUACUCAUGUUUUAUCAGGGUGGUAGCAGGUUAUUGUUGGUGGAGUUGAAUACUUCAGUUCACGUCACUUCUGACAUCAGUUUCUCCAAAGCUUGUUUGCUGUGUCUGGCCUGGCUGUCCUUUGUGUGGAUAAGAGCUAUGCACGCACGGUUCACCGACCGUCCUCAGCCUCCUGACAGCUUUCAGUAUCUGUCCAUCACCCAAAAAUAACUCCCUUGACCCAUGUUUUUGUGACAGAUGUGCGCUCAGCAAUGUCUGCAAAACAGACAAGCAGUAGGCUGCAUUUUGGAAGCUUGUACCCUGCGGUGUUCACAGGAGCUGCCAGAUCCCAUUCCAGUGUCAUUCCUAGUAUCGUGCCCUUCCUACUGUUUUGCAAGGACUGUGUUGUGUUUGUAACAGCGUGAAAAUUUUCUAGUCAGGUGUAUCCACUGCUGUGUUCUGAGCCCAAAAGCCUGUUGUGCCUCUUCAAAAAUGUUUUCACUUUUAGCACUGUGUAGGGGACGGUAAGAAGCACCUUGUUGCUGCUGUGCUGAAGAGAUGGUGUUCUUGUCUUGUGUCCUGCUAAGAGUGGGGCAGCCUGGAAAGCUGUACGUGUAGGUGAUGACCCUAAGAUUUGGCCCAACAGUUACAGGUGUGGAUCACUCUCUUAAGAUUGCUGUUCUUUUUUCACAGGAAAACUUGAUGUUCACUGGUCUAUGUGGGAAUGUGUCCAGGAUUCUCCUGUAGAUGAGGAGAGUUUCUACUGAUUCCUGUGCUGAUGUAGUCCUCCCUACAUUGCUGACUUAGAAUUCUGUGGGAAAGAGACAAACCAAGGAGCAAUGACAUUGGUUCUGCCGCCUGUUGCUAAAGGUCACUGUGGUCAUUGUGCGAGUAAUCUUACCUGCUCUACCGAAGCAGGGGUUGAGAGGUGGCCAGCACAAGUGGAGGAGCUGUUUUAGAACAGGAUAGGAUAGGACAGUUAAGUUGGAAGGGACCACAACAAUCAUCUAGUCUAACUGCCAGGCUGUAGCUUGAUGGAGUUUGGGACUUCAUGAGACAGUAGAGGAGCACUCUUGGAUCUAGAUGCAGAGCUUUGUGUGUAUUCCAGGUGCCUGAACCUGGACUGUAAGUGAUGGACUUCUCUAGCAGAAAUGAGGUUACGGCCAGGAAAACAUUGGCAAGGACUCCUCAGUUUUGCCAUGUUUCUCAGGAGAAUCCUUCACUUACUGCUUUUUCCACCUCCUGUAGUUUCAGUGUGGCUGAACAAAAAGCUUGUCCAGAGAAGAGCCAGUCAGUUGCUCAACCUGCCUAACUCACCAUUAUUUUCUUCAGCUGUAUGCACCUCUUGGCAGUAUUUCUCAGCCUUUCCUAUGAUAUUAUCAGUCUUUCAGUCUCAGGUUUUCCUGCUCUUUGGGAUUGUUUUCUGCUGCCUUUCACUUCUAUGGACCUGUUAGCAAUUACAUGGGCUGGCAUGAUGCUCCGCUUAUGAAGUUCGGUGCAUUGUCCUGUAAAGAACAGCCUGUCCUCAGUUUUGGUUUUUUUUUUUUUCUCUUGUUCAAAGAUUUAGAGAUUUCCUGAGGAGUCUGAAGAAGCUGGAAGAUUAGGAGCGACCGUCCCCUUUUAUGGGAAGGAGAUCAAGCAGGGUCUCUUAACAGAAGCUUAUUAUCUGGGAGAAGGGACCUACCUCUAGCUGCCUACAGCUUCCUUUGAGGUAGUUGUACAAAGUAGUAAGAUCUACCCUGAGCUGCCUCCCCUCCAGGCUGAACACCUCCAGUUCCCUCAGCUGCUCCCCAUCAGACUUGUGCUCCACACCCUUCCCCAGCUCUGUUGCCUGUCUCUGGCCACGCUCCAGCAUCAGCAUCCCUCUUGAAGCGAAGGGCCCAGAACUGAACACAGGAUUUGAGGUUCCUACUUUUCCACGUGCCUUUUUGAAUAUCUGUUGUAAAGAUGCCUCACGAUCACCACAUGAACAGCUCCAUGUUGCCAACCAUGCAUCCUCCUGGACAUCACCACUCAACAACAGCCCCAGGACAUCAUCACGGAUCUGACAUGAUGAUGAUGGCAAUGACUUUCCACUUCAGCUGUGAGAAUGUGCCAUUGCUGUUUUCUGGACUUACAAUCAAUACUCCUGGAGAAAUGGCUGGUGCUUUUGUGGCUGUCUUCUUCCUGGCCAUGUUUUAUGAAGGCCUUAAGAUUGCCCGAGAGUGUCUGCUCCGUAAAUCCCAAGUCAGCAUUCGCUACAACUCCAUGCCAGUGCCAGGUCCCAACGGCACUAUCUUGAUGGAGACGCACAAAACUGUUGGACAGCAGAUGUUGAGCUUUCCUCACCUCCUGCAGACUGUACUACACAUCAUUCAGGUUGUGGUCAGUUACUUCCUCAUGCUGAUCUUCAUGACGUACAACGGAUACCUCUGCAUAGCUGUGGCGGCAGGGGCAGGGACGGGCUAUUUCCUCUUCAGCUGGAAGAAGGCAGUUGUUGUGGAUAUCACGGAGCAUUGCCAUUAACACUGGAUGCUGCCCAGAAGCUCUCCACCCCACUGCUCUCUUGAAGUGCAGCCAUCACAAGGACUGGAUCAUUCCUAAGCUGAAAGAGAAUCGAUAUAAAGAAAAUCAACUGGAGUUCACCACAAGUUCCUAGCUGGGGUGUAGGUGUGGUUGGAACUGGGUAUGCUGCUCCCCCAUGCUGCAGGCUGGCAGCAGGGUUGACUCUUGAGGGUCCCGUGGUAGCCAUUCUUGGCUAGGAUUUGCUUUUUUCUUAGAUUAUGCCGUGAUUGAAAUUAGUUGGCUGACAGAAAUGUAGAAAUUAUUCUUUAAAAAAAAAAAAAAAAGACAAAAAAACCCCCCAGAAAACCAAAACCAUUUUAUUUUUGAAUUUUAAAUGCUCAUCUGUGAGGGUUUUAUGAACAGUAGGUAAAGAUCAAUGUUGUCAGUGGAGCCUACGUGUGCAAAUGGCUAUGUUAACGUUACUUUUUUUCAGUCCAUGAGUAAUGCGAGGGGAGGAGAUCUCCCUGGCAUUGUGGCUUUUGGGGCCAAUGACACCUGCUGAUGCAGAAGGACUCAGCCUCUGAGGAAUAUUUGGUGCUGCACAUCAGACACGCCCAGGGUGUCCUGGCAGGGGAGUGCUUUGACAUAAGUACGUGACCUGUGUGCUUCAGGGGGUCUAGAGAAGUGUCCUCCAAGCCCAUCAGAGCAUGAUGUUAAUCUUUGGAUGCAUCCAGCAGUUUUACUCAGCUUCAGGUGAUAAUCUUGGGUUUGGCUGCUUUCAGUUCACAAUCAUGGAAAUACGCAGAGUAGAUGCAGGAUGGUAACUGCUUAUUUACAGGGCAAAAAGAUUUUAAAUGAACCGUUGAACCCACAUUUACUUCAUGUUGAAUUACACCUGGAUGGAUCUAGAGCUAGACUUUUGGUUUACCAGAACUAGUUCUGUAAAUGAGGCGAGAGCUAAAUAAUGAUUUCUUAACACUGAAGGUUAAAGUACCUGAAGAGGGCAUUCUCUGAUUGAGAUGAACAAAGUAAAACAACCAUUUUCCUGUAAAGGAGGGAUUUGAGGAAGAGAAGAAAGAAAAGAUAGGACUACAGCAGUUCUUAGUCUCAUCUCAGAUUAAAUUUGGAAGCAGCUUGGGCUGAUUAAAAAGUAUUCCUGACCCAGAUGACUCCUCUUUGUCUUAAUAAUUGUGCUGUGACCACAUUAGUUUGGAGGUGCAACAGUUACCAGUGCCAGUGGUGGGCAAGUGUUGUAGCACAGCAGAGAACUUCCCAUUCAGUGCUGUGAGCUCUACACGUUUCACAGGCAAGACAGGCUGUGACACAGGCAAAACCAGCUUACUGCAUGUGUGAUGCCCAGAACAUGCUUUGGGUUUUCUAGGGAGCAGUUUUGCUUUAGCACUUCAUUAUUAACUGCUUCUCGUUGUAGGGAAUGUUGAGCAGAGUAUGGUGCAAAGCUGGAGCCUUCAUUCUACUCAGGAUGCUCAAUUUGUGCUUGUAACUGCUGGAAGGGAAGACGGUGAGGUUUUCAGAAGGGCACUAAAAAACAGGCACCGUUUCCAGACUGGGAUUGAUGUCUGGGAUGUGCCAUGAGAACAUGGAAUCCUUUUGAGAUGCCUGGGCACAUGCAGUAGCAUUUUUUUCUCUGGAGGUGCUACUAGUCAUACUGUUAGCAGUAGCUGUGUAAGGAAUGCUGAUCUUUGUGAUCAGCUGCAAAAGGCAGCAGGAAAUCUGCUACUGCUGCUACCAGGAUCUUGAAUGCACCAUCUAAAGUCAACUGCCCUGGGCUGAUGCCAGCUAUUUAUUUGGACAUCUUGGUUUCUUUGGGCAGUGAAUUACAGAACAAAAGGAGAUGAGUUAAAAGCAGGCUUAGGUUUCUAAAAAGCUGCUUUCUGUAGCAAAUUUGUGUCUGGGUGAAAGAAGCAAAGUUAUUUUCAUGGAAAAAAUUUUAGCCACAUCCUGAUGGGAGACAGGAAAAGCUUUUCCUGUCUGAACUUUGAAGGGAAUUAUGUCUGUAACAGACUGCAGAAGGACAUACUGAUCUCCUCUCUGCAUCUCUCAUGAAGGUAAAAAUUUGUGCCCUCUAAGCAAUCAUACCUCUCUGUGAGAGUGAAAAACACACCCUUCCAAUACCUGCGAGAGAGCUGUGAGGAAAUCUUAGUGUUUGUUGGAGAGAACUGAAGCAGUUAAGUGCUGGAGAUGGUUGGUUUAUGUUUUGAAAGCUUUAUGCUGCAGGGGCUUGAUCCCUGAAGGAGUUCAGAGCUGAUGUUGCCAACACUGCUCUGAUUGGUUUCUCUUGAACGAGCUGGAGUUGUUGCCAUUACAGGGAUGUCUGAUUACAUAGUCACAAGUGACUUUGCAUGAUGCCAGUAAUUACUUCAUAUACCUCUUGCUGUGUCUUUCUUUAAAAUAGAACCUCUGCUUAGCUUGAUCUUCUUGCUGUCAUCUUUUAUCCACCUUUCCUUCUAUUCAGGUGACCAGACCUGAAAUCUCGGAUUCAAGUGGUCAGAGAUGGAUGACUUGGAGAUCAGGCAAUAGCUGUGGCUUUUACAGUAUGAAUUCGGUUGUUAGCUUUUCUGCCUCAUUUUACAUGUAAAAUCUGUGCCCUUGAAAUUGUUUCCCCUCCGAGGAUGAUUAUUUCUGUCUUCACUGGGUCAUCUCCUGCCCAUGCUCACACAAGAGUGGGCACAGUGUGCAGAGGGAAGUGAUGCUGAGCUAGCGGUGCUCACUGGAGGAGCAGGAACCUGGGCAGAAGUCCCCCAAGUGUCCAGCAAGCACCCCAGUUACCUUCCAGCAGCCUGGAAGAGUGAUGGUUUGAGCAGUGGGCAGUGCCCUAGUUAGAAAUGGGAGGCCCAGCUGGGCUUUGGGGAGUGGUGCACAAGGGAAGGGCUGAAAGGAGGGUGUGUAAGGAGAGAAAAUGGACGGCUGCGUCCCCUCUGCUGCUGAGCUCGCUGCUACAGUGAGGCACAGCUGAGAAAGGGACCUUUCCAGGCUGUGUCUCCCUGCCAGCUUUGGCCAUGCUUUCUUUUGGUUCAAUGUUGACAAUCCAGAGAAGCCACCUACCUCCCUGUGUCCCAGCCUCUGCCUGGCCCACCAGAUGCCAUCAGCUGCUGUGUUCUUGGCCCAGGUUGCUGUUUGCUUUGCCAGAGUCUGAGCAAAACCUGGCUCUCUCUGCUGACUACUUCUACUGACUGCUUUUGGUGCAGACCCAGCCUUUCUGCUGGCUGUAUUUAAAGUUGUCCCGAUAACACUAAACUCACAUGAAGUAGUGCUUGGAGGGAGGUGAGGACUCAAUUCGCUCAAGUCUCUGAAUGAUUAAAAUUCAUACGUCAACACACAUGUAGCAUGCUUGGAACAUGAUGUCCCGUGUCUGUCUUUGUACCCUGACGUUUAGCCUCCACACACGAUGCCUCUGAAUGAAGUGCACAAAGCAUCUGGGCUGUCUUCGUUGGCUGGCUUUUGUUUUCCUUCGAGUGCCUUUUCAGUUUGGAGCCAGUCCCACCAAAUCCAGCAGGAUUUCUAGUUUUGUUUACAGUGGACUGUCAUUUUUGUUUUUACUCUUGCUCUUUGUGGAGGUAGCUUGUCUAGUAUUACUGUGAAUAUCAAGAAUCUCCUGUAUGUAAUUAACCAAUAAAAUCAAUUUCAUUUUA
Molecule: messenger RNA, 7590 nt
Organism: Falco peregrinus (peregrine falcon)
Lineage: Eukaryota; Metazoa; Chordata; Aves; Falconiformes; Falconidae
Gene: SLC31A1
Product: solute carrier family 31 member 1
Exons: 6
Coding region: 3404-3961 (185 amino acids)
Biological process (GO): copper ion transmembrane transport
Cellular component (GO): membrane
Molecular function (GO): copper ion transmembrane transporter activity
Source: RefSeq, a predicted model, not a curated record